AUGAAUUACAAAAUUAAUAUUUUAUUGGUUCUAUUUAUUAAUUUAGUGUCAAUUUCAUUUUUGGCAUUUUCAAAAGAUGCUAAAGAAGAAGAAUACGAUAUUGGUCCACUUGAACUUAGUAUACUUUAUGCUGGUUCAGAAAGAGUAUAUAAUAGAGCUGAUUUAGCAUUAGCUAAAUGGAAUAGAAGAACUAAAAAAAAUCUAGAAAUGUGUAAAGUAGUUGCUGUCUCAUUAACACGUUUGAAUGACGAAGAAAAUGAUUCUGAAUACAGAUUAUUAUAUGCUGCAACAGAUAAAAAAUGUAAAUGGAAGUAUAUUCCUAAAUUAUCAUAUAAAUGUAUCAAAAUUCUUAAAGCUAAAAUUCGAGAUUCUGGUUAUCUAUCAACAUUUGAAUUAAAAGAUUCUAAAGACUACAAAAAAUUUGUAAAUGUUAAGAAAUUAAAAUGCUACUUUGACAUGUAA
This is a messenger RNA of Strongyloides ratti, 462 nucleotides long. RefSeq lists its product as hypothetical. The transcript has a single exon. The record is from RefSeq and is a predicted model, not a curated record. NCBI's taxonomy places the organism in Eukaryota, Metazoa, Nematoda, Chromadorea, Rhabditida, Strongyloididae. The coding region runs from base 1 to 462 and encodes 153 amino acids.